Messenger RNA from Fusarium redolens, 703 nucleotides. RefSeq lists its product as uncharacterized. Bases 198 to 368 code for a protein of 56 amino acids. NCBI's taxonomy places the organism in Eukaryota, Fungi, Ascomycota, Sordariomycetes, Hypocreales, Nectriaceae. The transcript has a single exon. The record is from RefSeq and is a predicted model, not a curated record.
UCUUAUUCCCGAGAACUCGGAUAGAUAGUAAGCUUAUGUGUAAUUAGAUAUCAUUAUGUCCCAUUUAAAUAACCGUAUUCUUAACACACACAGAGAUUCGAGUCGGGGAAGAUUAGACGGGGUUUCACGUGCCUGGCUGAUCGUAUUGCUCUAUCAAUUGCCGAUGGUCAAACAUUACGUGCACAGAUUCGGCAUGGAUGCGUGAUUUACCUGUCGAGUGCAUCGAUCGAAAUGUCUGCUCAACAAACUCAGGCUUAAGCUUCCCACCAGCACUACGGGAGCUACGGGCGCCUUCCAGAGGGGAUAGAACGGCUGUGAUGCUAGAGCAGGGCAAGGCAAAGUCUCGGUAUACCCUGGAAUGUGGUUAAUGGCGGGUCACAGCUCAGUCUAGACUGAUCUUGUGUACAAGACUCAAGUAAAGAAACGUAUCAUAACUUAGCAGCCUGUUUACGAUCCUAUCUUGAUGAACAAGCUAUUGCCUGCAUGUUGAUGAUUUAUGGAGAAGCAUCUAAGAUUAGAGAUUGCGUCAACUUUAAUCGUCAGAUCAAAUAAGAAACAGGACGUCAUUCCCGCCAAGAAUAGGAGCUCAAACGGGCAUUCCCGGGUAUUGUAAUCGUCACUUAUGCAAAGAGCUCUUUAGGGCUUUGCAGGCCCCUAGGGAGCCAGAAAGCUUCAGGCCUUGAUAUAGGAUGCUAAAAUAAAC